Molecule: messenger RNA, 1854 nt
Organism: Rhineura floridana
Lineage: Eukaryota; Metazoa; Chordata; Lepidosauria; Squamata; Rhineuridae
Gene: SERPINB5
Product: serpin family B member 5
Exons: 7
Coding region: 135-1262 (375 amino acids)
Biological process (GO): negative regulation of endopeptidase activity
Molecular function (GO): serine-type endopeptidase inhibitor activity
Source: RefSeq, a predicted model, not a curated record
CAGAGUUCAGGUGAGCUCGCGCAUUCUUGCUGCUCUGUAGUGUCACCACUAACACCAUAUCUUCGGUCAGUGCCUAUUUUGUCGUUUUUUGUCAGUUCAGCGAGUGGCGUUGCUGCAUAGGGAGAACCACAGGAAUGGAUGCCCUACAAGUUGCAAACACUGCAUUUGCAGUAGAUAUUUUCAAAAAACUGGCUGAAAAGGACAAAACUGCUAAUAUUAUUUUUGCUCCACUUUGCACUUCAACCUCUCUGGCUCUGGCAUAUAAAGCUGCCAAGGGUGACACGGCAACCCAAAUGAAACAGGGCCUUCAUUUAGAUGAUGUCAAAGAUGUUCCUUUUGGAUUUCAAACAAUAACAAUGGACACUUCCAAACUUAGUUCGUUUUAUCCACUGAAAAUGGUCAAGCGGCUCUAUGUAGAAAAGUCCCUUAAUCCUGCUAAGGAAUUUGUAAGUUCUGUCAAAAGACCCUUCCCAUCGGAAAUGGAACUAGUAGACUUCAAAGAGAAAACAGAAGACACCAGGCUGCAAAUCAACAAAUCUGUUUCCGAUCUUACUGAUGGUAAAAUGGAGAACAUUUUGAUUGAAGGAACUGUCAAUGACCAGACGAAGAUCCUCCUGAUAAAUGCUGCCUAUUUUGCAACAAACUGGAUGAAGAAAUUUCCUGAGGCGCAAACUAAGGAAUGUCCUUUUAGAAUAAACAAGACAGAAACCAAACCUGUGCAGAUGAUGAACCUGGAAGCUACGUUUUGCCUUGGAUACAUAAAUGAUUUAAAAAUCAAGAUUCUGGAACUCCCCUGUCAUAACAAGCACAUGAGCAUGCUCAUUGUGCUGCCCAAAGAUAUCGAGGAUGAUACCACUGGACUGGAACAGCUUGAGAAGGAGCUCACCCCUGAGAAGCUGCUGCAGUGGACCAAUCCAAGUGUGAUGGCAAACACGAAAGUGAAUGUGUUUCUUCCCAAGUUCAAAGUGGAUGGGGAAUAUGAUUUCAAGCCCAUUUUAGAAAGCCUUGGCAUGACCAAUAUGUUUGAUGAGAGUGCAUCAGAUUUCUCUGAAAUGUCAGAAACCAAAGGGGUAGUUUUGUCCCACAUCAUCCACAAAGUCUCCCUGAAAGUGGUUGAAGAUGGGUCAGAGUCCCUAGAUGUACCAGGGUACCGGAUCCUGCAGCACAAAGAUGAAUUUAAAGCUGACCAUCCAUUUAUUUUCUUCUUUCGGCACACCAAAACUCGCAGUAUUGUUUUUGCUGGCAGAUUCUGUUCUCCUUAAGUGGAAUCCUCUGUUCAUCAAAAGCCUGAUUUAUAUAGGUCGAUUGCAACAAUUUUUCUAUAAGCCUUUGAAACCUGAGCAUGAAAUAUUGAACAGGUAAUCUAUAUAGUUUCAUAUUUUGUGAAGGCUGUACAACUUACUUUCUAUAUGAAGUUGUUAUUCAAACAGGUUUGACAAUAUGUACUUUUCACAUGCAGCAAUUAAAACAGUAUGUAAUUUUUUUUAUUAUGUCUCCAAAAUAACUUCAUUUCUUACUCAUCUACAGUAGUUAAUUACUUUAUUGGAAUUUCUGGCCUAGGGCAAUACUUGUAGCAUCUCCUCAAACCUCAAAAACCUAUGCAGGUAACAACCUAGGAUGUCACUGGAACAGCAGCCUAGCCUUUGAUUUGGUGCUGUUUUCUGUCAUUGGGGAAUGUUUUUCUAAAAUAAAAAGCCAGUGAUUACUGUGGAAUUGAUCCAUAUUCAAGUUAAAUAUGAUUGAUCCAUAUUCAAGUUAAAUAUGACAACAUUGUAUAUUUUCAUUUUUUGUUUAUGCCCCACUGCUUGUGUUUGAUCAUUGAGAUUACCUUAAAGCAUUCCAAAUAAAGCAUUG